Molecule: messenger RNA, 2238 nt
Organism: Rotaria socialis
Lineage: Eukaryota; Metazoa; Rotifera; Eurotatoria; Philodinida; Philodinidae
Source: the annotation of a GenBank genome assembly
AUGGAUUUUGCUGAUAGUCUUGCUUCAUUACGUUCUGUUGAGAAUGUACGCUUGAUGGAUCGUUUUAAUAAUCGUCCACAAAUAAUUGGAACAAUAUUUUUGACUUCUACACACUUAAUUUUUGUUGAUCCUGAAGGAAAGCGAGAAACUUGGAUACUUCAUUCUCUGAUAUCAACUGUUGAUAGAUUACCAAUAACACAGUACGGAUCUCCGUUGCGUAUUCGUACAAAACAUUUCUUUUCCGCUGAAUUUAUUAUUCCCAAAGAACGUGAUUGUUCUGAUUUACAUGCUACAUUAAGUCAAUUAAAACCAGAUUCUUAUGAAAAACUAUAUUGUUUUCUGUAUCAAGCACCAAAUCAUCUCGAAAAAGUUUGGGAUCCAUUUCUAUUGGCUACUGAAUAUAUGAGAAUGGGUGUACCAAAUCCUGAAUGGAAAGUUGAAGAUAAUAAUAGUAAUUUUGACAUGUGUGAUACAUAUCCACCAUUAAUUUAUGUACCAACAUCAACAACAAAGUCAAUGUUACUUGGUAGUUCGAAAUUUCGAAGUCGAGGCCGAUUACCUGUACUGUCCUAUUUACAUCCGAAUGGUGCAUCGAUAACACGUUGUGCACAGCCAUUGUCCGGGUUUAGUGCACGUUGUCUUGAAGAUGAACAACUUCUUCAAUGCAUACUGAAAACAAAUUCGCAAUCGAAUACAAUGUAUAUUAUUGAUACAAGACCUCGUAUCAAUGCGGUGGCAAACCGUGCAGCAGGCAAAGGCUAUGAAAAUGAAGUUAAUUAUUCAAAUAUGCAAUUUAAAUUUUGUCCAAUUGAAAAUAUACAUAUAAUGCGUUCUAGUUUAAACAAAGUACUUGAAGCGUGUGAAUUGAAAGAUCCGUCGAUGAAUCAAUAUUUAAAUGCUCUUGAUAAUACAUCAUGGUUACAACAUAUCAAAGCUGUGUUAGAAGCUGCUAUAUUUAUUGCUCGAGCUAUCGACGUUGAAAAGAAAAACGUUCUUGUGCAUUGCUCUGACGGUUGGGAUCGUACUGCACAAUGUUGUUCGUUAUCUUCACUUCUUCUCAGUCCAUAUUAUCGUUCCAUACAUGGAUUUCGUAUGCUGAUUGAAAAAGAAUGGUUUUCAUUUGGGCAUAAGUUUUCUGAUCGAUGUGGUCACAUACGAACCAGUGAUAAUAAAGAACAAUCGCCGGUUUUUCUUCAGUUUAUUGAAGGUGUUUGGCAAUUGACACAAUUAUAUCCAACAGCAUUUGAAUUCAACGAGCGUUUUCUCAUGUCCUUACAUGACCAUUCACAUUCAUGUCAAUAUGGGAAUUUCAUUGGAAAUUGUGAAAAAGAUCGAUUUGAUUUAGGUGUUAAAGACCGGACAUAUUCCUAUUGGAAUUAUGUCUUACAAAAUGUAAAUGAUUUUAGAAAUCCUCUAUUUCGCCCACAAUCAUCGUAUGCAAGUGAAGUUCUUUUACCAACCAUAUUUCCUCAAACAUUAAAAUUUUGGUUAAAUAUGUAUCAGCGAUUCGAGAGUGGACUUUUACCAAAAGAGAAUACUGCAAAUACAUUAAUACAGCUUGUUGAUCAUACGAUAGCUCUUAAUGAUCAUGCACGAUUAUUAGAAAAACGUAUUCGAGAACUUCGUUUCUCACUUGAAAAUGGCGUAACAACGCCAACAUCUAAUGAAGACAUCAAUGAACUCCAAGAAAAUCAUAACGCAACAUCAUCUAUUGAACAUGAUAGUGGUUCAAGUGAAAACGAGUUAAAUCAAACAACAGCCGAAUCUGACCCACCGAAAUCCAAUCAGUAUCUGCAACUGCUUAAUUCAUCUGAUGUUGAAAGUGGUAUUAGUAGUGAUUAUUCACCGAAAACUAAACCUUUCUCGCCAUCGUUCAUUCUUCCACAUCAAUCAAGUUCAGAAAUCAACGAUAUUCCAACAAUCGAACGUAUUGCAUUUGAACUUAAUUCAAUUGCAGUUGAUUGGCGUACUUAUCAUGCACCUCUUUAUUGUGCUUGUUCGUCACCGUUCGAUUCUGCACAGCGAAAAUAUAACUGUUGGCGAUGCGGUGAAAAUUUUUGUAUACGUUGUAUUGAACAUGGAAUUCGUUUACCCGGUCUUUAUAGUACUAAUUUCGCGCCAGUAUGUAAAACAUGUGUACGUUCGAUUAAAACAUCACCAUUAUAUAUCGAUAUCUCAACGUCCGGUAAAUCAAAUAAUCGAAGUCUAACAUCAAUGGAUGAUAAGAAACAAAUUUGA